AUGCUGGCGGUGGAUCAUCCCCCUACGUCAGCGCUGGCGUCGACCGCAUUGGGCGCCGAAUCGAUCGCGCGCGCGUUGCCUGACCAGGUUCCCGAGAAUGCACCGGCGCACUGUCCCGGUACCGAGUCCGAGCAAGCUGGCAAGGCGGAUGCAUGUGCUGGCUGUCCGAACCAGGACGCGUGUGCUUCGGCACCCAAAGGCCCCGACCCUGAUCUGCCGUUGAUUCAACAGCGCAUGUCGCGCGUAAAGCACAAGAUCCUCAUCAUGUCCGGCAAGGGCGGUGUGGGCAAGAGCACGUUCACCGCGCAACUGGGCUGGGCAUUCAGCUCGCGCUUCUCCGCCAGCUACGACGAAGACCAAAAGCACGAGGGAGAAGAGGAGCAGGAGAAACAGGUGGCGAUUAUGGAUAUCGAUAUCUGUGGACCCUCGAUUCCAACCAUCCUGGGCUUGGCGGGUCAGAGCAUUCACUCGACCUCGCAGGGGUGGUCACCUGUGUACGUGUCGGAUAAUUUGUGUGCUAUGAGCAUUGGAUUCUUGUUGCCUUCGGCAUCGUCGGCGGUGAUUUGGAGAGGUCCCAAGAAGAACGGCCUCAUCAAGCAGUUUUUGAAAGAUGUCGAUUGGACCGCGGGGCUGGAGGACGAAGAUGCACCCACCGAUUCGGCAUUGAUCGACUACAUGCUCAUCGACACACCACCGGGUACAUCGGACGAACAUCUGUCCAUCGUAUCGUACCUCAAAGACUCGGGCAUCACCGGAGCAAUCUUGCUCACCACACCACAGGAGGUGUCGCUGCAGGAUGUGAGGAAGGAGAUCUCGUUCUGCCGCAAGAUGAACGUCCCCAUCCUCGGCGUGGUGGAAAAUAUGGCCGGAUUCGUCUGUCCCAGUUGCACAGGGUACAGCGAGAUCUUCUAUCCCAGCACUGGCGGCGCAAAAGCGCUGUGCGACGAACUUGGCCUCAGGUUCCUAGGGUCGAUUCCAUUGGAUCCACGCAUUGGAAAGAGCUGCGAUUUGGGCGUCAGCUUCACAGACGAGUAUCCAGAUAGUCCCGCCACCAAGGCGUACCUAGACGUGAUUGAAAACAUCCACAACCUCAUUGAAAAGUAG
Moesziomyces antarcticus is the source of this 1104-nucleotide messenger RNA. Its product is annotated as cytosolic Fe-S cluster assembly factor nubp1-A. Gene Ontology annotation, biological process: iron-sulfur cluster assembly. Gene Ontology annotation, molecular function: 4 iron, 4 sulfur cluster binding; ATP binding; ATP-dependent FeS chaperone activity. NCBI's taxonomy places the organism in Eukaryota, Fungi, Basidiomycota, Ustilaginomycetes, Ustilaginales, Ustilaginaceae. The transcript has a single exon. Gene Ontology annotation, cellular component: cytosol. The coding region runs from base 1 to 1104 and encodes 367 amino acids. The record is from RefSeq and is a predicted model, not a curated record.